This is a messenger RNA of Lathyrus oleraceus (garden pea), 1089 nucleotides long. Its product is annotated as non-specific lipid transfer protein GPI-anchored 1. NCBI's taxonomy places the organism in Eukaryota, Viridiplantae, Streptophyta, Magnoliopsida, Fabales, Fabaceae. The transcript has 2 exons. Gene Ontology annotation, molecular function: lipid binding. The coding region runs from base 167 to 733 and encodes 188 amino acids. Gene Ontology annotation, biological process: lipid transport. The record is from RefSeq and is a predicted model, not a curated record.
GCUUUAUUGUAUCUCUCCUCAAUCUCAUCAAUAAAUAGAACAAGACCACACUAUUACUCAUUUACUCUUCAUCCUCUUCAUCCCCUCCACGCCAUUUUAAACCGCCAUUUCUCUUCUCUUCUCACAACUCAAAACUCAAGAUUCAAUUCACACCCUAACAACAAAGAUGAAACAUCAAACAUUCACAUGCCUCUGUGUUCUGGCUCUAACCAUCAUAGUUUGUUCCAACACAGCAAACGGGGCAGAAGACUUGUCCAAAACAUGUGCUCAGGUUGUUUCAAAGGUGAUUCCUUGUUUGGAUUUUGCGACGGGGAAAGCACCGACGCCGAAGAAGGAAUGCUGUGAUGCGGCGAAGAGUAUAAAGGAUACCUAUCCGGAGUGUCUGUGUUACAUCAUUCAACAGACUCAUAAGGGGAGUCCUGAAAGUAAGAGCAUGGGGAUUCAAGAGGAUAAGCUUCUUCAACUUCCUGCUGUUUGUGAUGUUAAAGCCAAUAUCUCUGAUUGUCCUAAGCUUUUGGGGCUAUCUCCGAGCUCCCCAGACGCAGCAAUAUUUAAAAACGUAUCCAAGAUCAAUCCCCCUUCAUCAGCUGCAUCAUCCACCGGAACUCCGAGCCCACCAACCCCGAGCGGUUCACAUAAGCUUAGACCGGUCAUGAUCAGCGACAUGAUGAUGAUGACUGUAGCCUUUGUUCUUGCCGCAGUACCUACCGGAUUUAUCACCAUUAAAUUAUAAUGAGUUGGAUCUUUAAAUACUUCACCUAACAUAAAGUGAAGUCUGGUUGGUUGUUUUGUUUACUGCAUAUCUGUUUUCUGUAGGACACUUAAUUGGCUUGCAUCUCUCUGCUCUGUGAUGGUUUCUCGAAUUGUGGGAACCUGCACUUUUAUUUUACUGUUCUUAUGUUUCCCAUUAAUAUGGAGUACUAGUUUGGUCGUCAUUAUUUUCAUAGUACUAGUACUAUCUAAGAUAUAAGUAUUUUCAUAAGUUUCUCAAAAAUAUUCUUCUACUCAAAACAUGUAUUUUUAUGCACUUUAAAGGUUUGAUAAUUUACCUUCUAUGUUAAGGGUUAUAUGAAUGAUACAUUUCUAUAA